AUGGCCGACACCAAGGAUCCUGUCACCGUUCAGACGAACCUUGCAGAUCCCGUCUCGUCUGCUGCCGGCGAAGUGAGCAAUUCCUCCGUCGACAACAACGGUGGUAAUAAUAAUCAUGAUGAUGAUGCCGCAAACAAGAAGGAUACUACUACUACUGUCUCUCCUCCCAGGGAGGGAGACGACGAAGUCCCUGCCGACGAAAUCGACAAGAGCAAAAAGGGCUUCUUUGCGUACUUCCGUACUAAGGAUUUUUAUAUCAUCCUCACCAUGGGUCAGGCUCUGGCUAUCCUCAACACUUCGACCAGCACCUUCACUUCUCUCCUGGCUAUGCAGGGUACUUCGAUCCCUGCUUUUCAGACCUUCUUCAAUUACGUCCUUCUCAAUCUUGUCUUCACGCCUUUUACCAUCUAUCGAUAUGGGUUUAAGCGCUGGGCUCGGAUCGUGCUUAAGGAUGGUUGGAAAUACUUCAUCUUCGCCUUCUGCGAUGUCGAGGGCAAUUAUUUCGUCGUUCUGGCCUAUCGCUAUACCACCAUCCUCAGCGCCCAGCUGAUCAACUUCUGGGCCAUCGUCGUCGUCGUCGUCAUCUCCUUCCUCCUUCUCCACGUCCGCUACCACUACACGCAGAUCCUCGGCAUUCUCAUCUGCAUCGGUGGCAUGGGCAUCCUGAUCGCCUCCGACCACAUCACCGGCGCCAACGGGGGCGACUAUUCCAGCGGCAGCCAGGUCAAGGGCGACCUGUUCGCCCUCCUCUCCUCCACCUUCUACGGUCUCUCCAACGUCGUCGAGGAAUACUUUGUCAGCAAACGGCCCAUGUACGAGGUCAUCGGGCAACUGGCUUUCUGGGGCAUGAUGAUCAACGGCGUCCAGGCCGCCAUCUUCGAUCGCGCCUCCUUCCAGGCGGCCACCUGGAACGGCCAGGUGGCCGGAUACCUCGUCGGGUAUACCCUGUGCCUGUCACUCUUCUACUCGACCGCUCCCUUGAUCUUCCGCCUGGCGUCGGCCGCUUUCAUGAACAUCUCCUUGCUGACGGGCAACUUCUGGGGUGUGAUCAUCGGAAUCGAGGCGCUGCACCUGCACGUCCACUGGAUGUACCCUAUCGCGUUUGUGCUCAUCAUCAUCGGUCACUUUGUCUAUUAUCUCGGCCGCCGCGUCCUGGGCGAGGCGCGCAAGCCCUGGCUGGGUCGCAACCAGGAGAAGGGCGUCUCGGGAUUCUUCACGGCCAGGAGGAGGAUCGAGCAGAAGGCGCAAGCGAAGGCAGAGCAUGCUCCAACAGGAGACGCAGCCACUAACGCCGUGUAG
Rasamsonia emersonii CBS 393.64 is the source of this 1299-nucleotide messenger RNA. RefSeq lists its product as uncharacterized. Gene Ontology annotation, cellular component: membrane. The transcript has 3 exons. Gene Ontology annotation, biological process: transmembrane transport. Lineage: Eukaryota; Fungi; Ascomycota; Eurotiomycetes; Eurotiales; Trichocomaceae. The coding region runs from base 1 to 1299 and encodes 432 amino acids. The record is from RefSeq and is a predicted model, not a curated record. Gene Ontology annotation, molecular function: transmembrane transporter activity.